This is a messenger RNA of Aspergillus ibericus CBS 121593, 1416 nucleotides long. RefSeq names its product dihydroxy-acid and 6-phosphogluconate dehydratase. Bases 1 to 1416 code for a protein of 471 amino acids. NCBI's taxonomy places the organism in Eukaryota, Fungi, Ascomycota, Eurotiomycetes, Eurotiales, Aspergillaceae. The record is from RefSeq and is a predicted model, not a curated record. The transcript is spliced from 6 exons. Gene Ontology annotation, molecular function: hydro-lyase activity.
AUGACCCCUCCCCCCCCAAACAUCAACCCCCCACGCAGCCGACUACGACCUCACCACCCCCUCCCCAGCACCACCGGACUCCGUCAAACCCUCCCCUCCUACGGCGACGCACAUUUCUCCCUCUUCUUGCGCAAAGUUUUCAUCAAAGCCCUGGGCUACAGUGAAGACACGCUCUCCCGCCCCAUCAUCGAAAUCAUCAACACCAAUUCCGGGUUCAACCCCUGCCACGGCAACGCUCCGCAACUCUUAGAGGCAGCCAAACGAGGCAUCCAUCUCAAUGGAGGCAUUGCGAUUGAUUUUCCUACGAUUAGUAUCCAUGAGGGAUUCUCCCACCCGACGAGCAUGUUUCUGCGCAAUUUGAUGAGUAUGGAUACCGAGGAGAUGAUUCGGGCGCAGCCGGUGGAUGCGUGUGUUAUGAUUGGGGGAUGCGACAAAACCGUCCCCGCGCAAAUCAUGGGCGGAAUAUCCGCCAACAAGCCCGUCCUGCCGCUCCUCACGGGUCCAAUGAUGCCAGGCAGUCCUCGCGGAAAACGCGUCAGUACCAUCGACGUGGAGGAGAUAAUGGCAGUUAACGAAGAAUUGGCUCCUACAAUCGGAACCUGCGGCGUAAUGGGCACAGCCAGUACCAUGGCAUGCAUCACGGCAGCCCCUCGGUCUGAUUCCCUUGCAGGGUGCAUCUGCACCGGCUGUGUCUGCGUCCCGCUUGCAUUGCAGAGCAAACGGACUUUACUCUCUGUCGAGUCAUUCUAUAACGCUGCGAUUGUGCUUCAAGCGAUUGGGGGAUCCACCAACGCAAUGGUCCAUCUCAUGGCCAUUGUCAACCGUCAUCCCGAUAUCAAGGGGACAUUUACACUCGAAACUCUCGAUAGAAUUGGUCGGACGACGCCACUACUAGUAGAUCUCAAGCCUAGUGAAACAAUGGGUGAAGUCCUGGACCGUACGCCCUUCCGGGACUUUGAGCACUCGCGGAGUAUUAUCCGCCCCUUGGAGGACCCCUUGUAUCCAUGCUCAUCAUUGGCAAUGGUAUAUGGCAAUAUUGCCUCUGACGGGGCGGUGAUUAAAGCGUCUGCAUCAAAGGACAAAAGGUUACUGAAACAUGAAGGACGGGCAGUGGUGUUUGAAAACUCGCAGGAUCUGGCGAUGAGGAUCGAUGAUCCGGAGUUAGAGGUCACAGCGGAUUCAGUCUUAGUGCUCAAGGGGAUUGGGCCCAUUGGGAACCCUGGGAUGCCAGAGGCGGGGAUGAUUCCGAUUCCGAGGAAACUGGCUGCCCAGGGGGUGAUGGAUAUGUUGAGGGUGUCGGAUGGGAGGAUGUCGGGGACGGCGGGGGGGGACGAUUGUGUCGCAUGUGUCGCCGGAGGCGGUGGUGCCGGAGUCGGCGUUUGGGGUGGUGGAGACGGGGGAUGUCAUUCGGUUUGA